CAGGAAUCCAUAAGCCGAUUUUGUCUGAAAGUGGGGAAAUAGACAAAAAUUUCUUGAUACGGAGACCAUAUUUCCGCAGUAUUGCAGUGGAUGACACCAAAAACACACUAGAUUGAUAUGAAAGUACAAUUACUGGAAAUGGCGAGAGGAAACUAGUUCAGUUAUUCAUAGGAACAAAGAUACUUACAUAGACUCAGUGACCACUUUAUUAGGUACUCCUGUACACCUGCUCAUCAGCCAAUCAAGUGGCAGCAACUCAAUGCAUAAAAGCAUGUAGACAUGGUCAAGAGGUUCAGUUGUUGUUCGGACCGAACAUCAGAAUGGGGGAGAAAUGUGAUCUAAAUGACUUUGACCAUGGAAUGAUUGUUGGUACCAGACGGGAUGGUUUUUAUAUCCCAAAACUGCUGAUGUCCUGGGAUUUUCAUGCACAAUAUAUCUAGAGUUUACAGAGAAUGGUGCAAAAAAAUUUUUUAAAAAUCCAGUGAGCAGCAGUUCUGUGGGCAAAAAUGUCUUGUUAAUUAGAGAGGUAAGGAGACAAUGACCAUUCUGGUUCAAACUGACAGGAAGACAACUGUAGCUUAAGUAACCACACGUUACAACAGUGGCGUGCAGAAGAGCAUCUCCGAAUGCGUAACACAUUGAAUCUUGAAGUGCGAGGGCUACAGCCGCAGAAGACCACAAACAUGCUGAAAUACACAGAGUUGCCACUUUAGCUACUGACAAAGGGUCUCGGCCCGAAACGGCGACUGUACCUCUUCCUAGAGAUGCUGCCUGGCCUGCUGCGUUCACCAGCAACUUUGAUGUGUGUUGCUUGAAUUUCCAGCAUCUGCAGAAUUCCUGUUAUUUCAUUUACCUUUUCACCAUGUCCCAUGUGAUGUACAUUGAACAGGAUUUAGGUUGGAAGAGAAGCGAUUGUGAUACUAAAAUGAAUUUCAGUAUGGACUCUGGCAUAGCAGUUGUUCUGCCAAGGGAUGGAGGAAAUCUCUCUAAUGAACUUACCCUUACUGAUUCACCCAGUGGAGGUGUGAUAAUCAGAGACAUACAGAAAGACUCCGCAGUUGCAAGAAUUGGUACCCUGAAGAAAGGUGAUCAACUGAAUGCAGUAACAAUACAUUUUGACAACCUAAGUAGUGAAGAAGUUGGCAAAAUACUGAAAUACGCUGACCCAUACAAAAAAAGUCUGAAAUUUAAUGCAAAAGAUGCAGAUUAUGGAUUACAAAAUUCUUAUAUGGGAAUUAGUGAUCAAGCUUACCAAAAGUUGUACAACAGCAAGAUCAAGCCCCACCUUAAGCUAGCAAACACAGGUACCGGUGUUGGUGGCCUAAAUAUCAAUGGAAAAACACCUUCGAUUGACGUAAGUAGACCGAAGAUUUCUUCUGACUUUAAUGCAAAACUACAAGCUUCACCAACUAUCGAUGUGAAAACACCUAGCUUUGAUAUCAGUGGUCCACAAGGUAAAAUACAACUGACUGAUGUUAAAGCUUCAACUCCGAAGCCUGGAACAGGAUUGAUAAACUCUGAGUUUGAUAUUAAAUCACCAAAGGGGGCAAUUAAGAUGCCUGAUAUGGAAUUUAAAGAUCCGAGUUUUGAAAUGCCAUCAUCAAAUUUGAAGACUGACGUAAAAGCUCCUGGGAUUAAGAUUAAAUCUCCAAAAGGGGGUUUUGAUGUCAAUAUGCCAAAUGCAGAUUUUCAAGCCCCGAAGUUUGAAACUCCGUCAGCCAAUUUACAUGGACCAAGUAUCUCAGCACUUGAUACAGGCAUUAACAUGAAAGCACCAAAAGUCAAAGAUGUUGACCUGAAUUUAUCAACGCCAAAUAUUGAUCUUGAAGCUCCAAGCAUUGAAACUGACAACUUUGGUGCAGAAGGCAAAAUGAGGUUCCCAAAAUUUAAAAAACCUACAUUUUCCCUCUCUGGAAAUAAACCGAAAGGGCCUGAACUGGACAUGUCUAUACCAGAUGUAAAGGCUGAUAUAAAAACUCCUGAUGUGGACCUUAAAGGAAGUGUGGAUCUUCCUGACGUGAAAGGGAAAUGGAAAAUGCCCUCCUUUGGAUUAUCUGGACCCAAAGGACCCAAUGUGGAUUUUGAUGGUUCAUUAAAAGCGCCCGGUAUUGAUGUGUCAGGUCCAAAUGUUAAGGGAAAUUUUGAAGGUCCAGAUGUUGACUUGAAACUUCCCAAAGGGGAAAUGGAUGCAAAUUUGCCUGAUGCUAACCUUACAGGAGGAAAGUUUAAAUUACCUGGAGUGAAAUGGCCAAAUAAUAAAUUGUCAUUGUCAGGUCCUGAUAAGGGACUGAACUUACCAAAAGGUCAGCUAGAUCUUUCUGCUCCCGACUUUCAGGGAGAUAUCAAAGGUCCAAAACUUGAUCUCAAAGGCCCAAAUAUUGACAUCAAUGGUCCUAAUGUUGAUGUGCCUGAUGCAAAGGGAAAGUUUAAAAUGCCAAGCUUAAAGAUGCCUUCCUUUGGUCUAUCUGGACCCAAAACACCGGAUCUGGACAUUGAUGGUUCCUUGAAAGGCCCUGGUAUUGAUGUGUCUGGUCCGAAUAUUAAAGGGAAUUUUGACACUCCAGAUGUUGACUUAAAUCUUCCAAAAGGAGACAUUGAUAUCAACAUCCCCAAAGCAGAAAUUAAUAAACCAAAAUUUAAAAUGCCAGUGUUUAAGAUGCCAAGUGCAAACUUGUCAACUCCAGACACAAGCCUGAACUUAAAAGCACCAGAAGUGACAGGCGAUUUAGAUGCAAAACUGAAGAAACCCAAUUUAAAUAUUACUGGAAUUGAAGGACCUGAUGUGAACCUAGGUGGCAAUCUUAAACUACCUGAUGCUGAUAUUUCAGCUCCAGAUCUUAAAGCAGGAAUCCGAACUCCUGGCAUAGGCUUUGAUAAACCACAGUUAAACACAGAUUAUGAUAUGCCUGAUAUGAAUCUUGAAGUUCCUGAGGUAAAGCUGAAAGGCCCAAGCAUAAAGAAACCUUCAUUUAAUAUGUCUGGAGGAAAUGUUUCUGUUCCAGAUGUGGACCUAAACUUACCAACACCAAAGUUAGACCUCUCUACUCCAAAAGUAGAAGGAGAUUUCAAAGGUCCAAACGUUGACAUAAAUGCACCAAAAGUGGAUGGCUUUGGCACGGAAGGUAAAUUUAAGUUCCCAAAAUUUAAAAAACCUACAUUUUCCCUCUCUGGAAAUAAACCAAAAGGGCCUGAACUGGACAUGUCUCUACCAGAUGUGAAGGCAGAUGUAAAAACUCCUGAUGUGGACCUUAAAGGAGGUGUGGAUCUUCCUGACAUGAAAGGGAAAUGGAAAAUGCCCUCCUUCGGAUUAUCUGGACCCAAAGGACCCAAUGUGGAUUUUGAUGGUUCAUUAAAAGCGCCCGGUAUUGAUGUGUCAGGUCCAAAUGCUAAGGGAAAUUUUGAAGGUCCAGGUGUUGACUUGAAACUUCCCAAAGGGGAAAUGGAUGCAAAUUUGCCUGAUGCUAACCUUACAGGAGGAAAGUUUAAAUUACCUGGAGUGAAAUGGCCAAAUAAUAAAUUGUCAUUGUCAGGUCCUGAUAAAGGGCUGAACCUACCAGAAGGUCAGCUAGAUCUUUCUGCCCCCAACUUUCAGGGAGAUAUCAAAGGUCCUAACCUUGAUGUGAAGGGUCCAAAUAUUGACAUCAAUGGUCCUAAUGUUGAUGUGCCUGAUGCAAAGGGAAAGUUUAAAAUGCCAAGCUUAAAGAUGCCUUCCUUUGGUCUAUCUGGACCCAACACACCGGAUCUGGAUGUUGAUGGUUCCUUGAAAGGCCCUGGUAUUGAUGUGUCUGGUCCGAAUAUUAAAGGGAAUUUUGACACUCCAGAUGUUGACUUAAAUCUUCCAAAAGGAGACAUUGAUAUCAACAUCCCCAAAGCAGAAAUUAAUAAACCAAAAUUUAAAAUGCCAGUAUUUAAGAUGACAAGUGCAAACUUGUCAACUCCAGACACAAGCCUGAACUUAAAAGCACCAGAAGUGACAGGCGAUUUAGAUGCAAAACUGAAGAAACCCAAUUUAAGUAUUACUGGAAUUGAAGGACCUGAUGUGAACCUAGGUGGCAAUCUUAAACUACCUGAUACUGAUAUUUCAGCUCCAGAUCUUAAAGCAGGAAUCCGAACUCCUGGCAUAGGCUUUAAUAAACCACAGUUAAACACAGAUUAUGAUAUGCCUGAUAUGAAUCUUGAAGUUCCUGAGGUAAAGCUGAAAGGCCCAAGCAUAAAGAAACCUUCAUUUAAUAUGUCUGGAGGAAAUGUUUCUGUUCCAGAUGUGGACCUAAACUUAUCAACACCAAAGUUAGACCUCUCUACUCCAAAAGUAGAAGGAGAUUUCAAAGGACCAAACAUUGACAUAAAUGCUUCAAAAGUGGAUGGCUUUGGUACAGAAGGUAAAUUUAAGUUCCCAAAAUUCAAAAAACCUACAUUUUCCCUCUCUGGAAAUAAACUGAAAGGGCCUGAACUGGACAUGUCUAUACCAGAUGUGAAGGCAGAUGUAAAAACUCCUGAUGUGGACCUUAAAGGAGGUGUGGAUCUUCCUGACACGAUAGGGAAAUGGAAAAUGCCCUCCUUCGGAUUAUCUGGACCCAAAGGACCCAAUGUGGAUUUUGAUGGUUCAUUAAAAGUGCCCGGUAUUGAUGUGUCAGGUCCAAAUGUUAAGGGAAAUUUUGAAGGUCCAGAUGUUGAUUUGAAACUUCCCAAAGGGGAAAUAGAUGCAGACCUUCCAGAUGCAGAACUUAAAGGAGGAAAGUUUAAAUUACCUGGAGUAAAAUGGCCAAAUAAUAAAUUGUCAUUGUCAGGUCCUGAUAAGGGACUGAACUUACCAAAAGGUCAGCUAGAUCUUUCUGCUCCCGACUUUCAGGGGGAUAUCAAAGGUCCUAAACUUGAUUUCAAAGGCCCAAAUCUUGACAUCAAUGGUCCUAAUGUUGAUGUGCCUGAUGCAAAGGGAAAGUUUAAAAUGCCAAGCUUAAAGAUGCCUUCCUUUGGUCUAUCUGGUCCCAAAGGCCCAGGUGUUGAUUUUGAUGGUUCAGUAAAAGUUCCCAGUAUUGAUGUGUCAGGUCCAAAUGUUAAGGGAAACUUUGACACUCCGGAUGUUAACUUGAAACUUCCCAAAGGGGAAAUAGAUGCAGACCUUCCAGAUGCAGAACUUAAAGGAGGAAAGUUUAAAUUACCUGGAGUAAAAUGGCCAAAUAAUAAAUUGUCAUUGUCAGGUCCUGAUAAGGGACUGAACUUACCAAAAGGUCAGCUAGAUCUUUCUGCUCCCGACUUUCAGGGGGAUAUCAAAGGUCCUAAACUUGAUUUCAAAGGCCCAAAUCUUGACAUCAAUGGUCCUAAUGUUGAUGUGCCUGAUGCAAAGGGAAAGUUUAAAAUGCCAAGCUUAAAGAUGCCUUCCUUUGGUCUAUCUGGUCCCAAAGGCCCAGGUGUUGAUUUUGAUGGUUCAGUAAAAGUUCCCAGUAUUGAUGUGUCAGGUCCAAAUGUUAAGGGAAACUUUGACACUCCGGAUGUUAACUUGAAACUUCCCAAAGGGGAAAUGGAUGCAAAUUUGCCUGAUGCUAACCUUACAGGAGGAAAGUUUAAAUUACCAGGAGUGAAGUGGCCAAGUAAUAAAUUGUCAUUGUCAGGUCCUGAUAAAGGGCUGAACCUACCAGAAGGUCAGCUAGAUCUUUCUGCCCCCAACUUUCAGGGAGAUAUCAAAGGUCCUAACCUUGAUGUGAAAGGUCCAAAUAUUGACAUCAACGGUCCUAAUGUUGAUGUGCCUGAUGCAAAGGGAAAGUUUAAAAUGCCAAGCUUAAAGAUGCCUUCCUUUGGUCUAUCUGGACCCAAAACACCGGAUCUGGACAUUGAUGGUUCCUUGAAAGGCCCUGGUAUUGAUGUGUCUGGUCCGAAUAUUAAAGGAAAUUUUGACACUCCAAAUGUUGACUUAAAUCUUACAAAAGGAGACAUUGAUAUCAACAUCCCCAAAGCAGAGAUUAAUAAACCAAAAUUUAAAAUGCCAGAGUUUAAGAUGUCAAGUGCUAAUUUGUCAACUCCAGACACAAGCCUCAACUUAAAAGCACCAAAAAUGACAGGAGAUUUAGAUGCAAAACUGAAGAAACCCAAUUUAAACAUAACUGGAAUUGAAGGACCUGAUAUGAACCUAGGUGGUAAUCUUAAAAUUCCUGAUGCUGAUAUUUCAGCCCCAGAUCUUAAAGCAGGAAUCCAAUCUGCUGGUAUAGGUUUUAAUAAGCCUGAGUUAAGCACAGAUUAUGAUAUGCCUGAUAUGAAUCUUGAAGUUCCUGAAAUAAAGUUGAAAGGCCCAAGCAUAAAGAAACCUUCAUUCAAUAUGUCUGGAGGAAAGGUUUCUGUUCCAGAUGUGGACCUAAACUUAUCAACACCAAAGUUAGAUCUCUCUACUCCAAAAGUAGAAGGAGAUUUCAAAGGUCCAAACGUUGACAUAAAUGCUCCAAAAGUGGAUGGCUUUGGCACGGAAGGUAAAUUUAAGUUCCCAAAAUUCAAAAAACCUACAUUUUCCCUCUCUGGAAAUAAACCAAAAGGGCCUGAACUGGACAUGUCUAUACCAGAUGUGAAGGCAGAUAUAAAAACUCCUGAUGUGGACCUUAAAGGAGGUGUGGAUCUUCCUGACACGAAAGGGAAAUGGAAAAUGCCCUCCUUCGGACUAUCUGGACCCAAAGGACCCAAUGUGGAUUUUGAUGGUUCAUUAAAAGCACCCGGUAUUGAUGUGUCAGGUCCAAAUGUUAAGGGAAAUUUUGAAGGUCCAGAUGUUGAUUUGAAACUUCCCAAAGGGGAAAUAGAUGCAGACCUUCCAGUUGCAGAACUUAAAGGAGGAAAGUUUAAAUUACCUGGAGUAAAAUGGCCAAAUAAUAAAUUGUCAUUGUCAGGUCCUGAUAAAGGGCUGAACCUACCAGAAGGUCAGAUAGAUCUUUCUGCUCCCAACUUUCAGGGGGAUAUCAAAGGUCCUAACCUUGAUCUCAAAGGCCCAAAUCUUGACAUCAAUGGCCCUAAUGUUGAUGUCCCUGAUGCACAAGGGAAGUUCAAAAUGCCAAGCUUAAAGAUGCCUUCCUUUGGUCUAUCUGGUCCCAAAGGCCCAGAUGUUGAUUUUGAUGGUCUCAGUGUUGAUGCGUUGGGUCCUAAUGUUAAGGGAAAUUUUGAAACUCCAGAUGUUGACAUGAAACUUCCCGAAGCGGAAAUAGAUGCAAAUUUGCCAGAUGCAGAAUUUACAGGAGGGAAGUUUAAAUUACCAGGAGUGAAGUGGCCAAGUAAUAAAUUGUCAUUGUCAGGUCCUGAUAAUGGGCUGAGCCUACCAAAAGGUCAGAUAGAUCUUUCUGCCCCAGACAUUCAGGGGGAUAUCAGAGGUCCAAGAGUUGAUCUCAAAGGCCCAAAUGUUGACAUCAAUGGUCCUAAUGUUGAUGUCCCUAAUGCAAAAGGAAAGUUUAAAAUGCCAAAGGUUGAAUUGCCUUCUUUCCGAAUGUCUGGUCCCAAAGCACCUGAUCUGGAUGUUGGUGGUUCAGUGCCUAGCAUUGGUGUGUCAAGUCCUAAUAUUAAGGGUAAUUAUGAAACUCCAGAUUUUGGCAUGCAAGGUUCAAGUGGAAACAUGGAUAUUAAAAUGCCUAGCACAAAGUGGUCAAGUCCAGAUACUAACUUCAGUUUGAAAACACCAACUGUGACAAGUGAUGUAGAUGCAAAAUUGAAGGUUCCAACUUUCAAAAAACCUAAUGUGGAAAUUUCAGGAAUGGAACAGCCUUCCCUAAAUGUAGGUGGUAAUUUGAAUGUUCCUAAGGCUGAAAUACAUGCUCCAUCCCUUAAGGGAGAUAUGGACCUUAAAAAUCCUAAAAAUGGUAUAGGUUUUGAUAUGCCUGACAUGAACCUCGAAAUUCCUGAUAUAAGUGCAAAAGGCUCGGGUUUGAAGAAGCCUUCACUUAACAUGUCUCCAGGAAAUGUAGAUCUCAACCUACCUACUGCGCAUAUAAAAGGAGGUGCAGGUAUUGACAUGUCUGAAAGAAAACUGAAAGGUGCAAGCAUAGGUGCCAAGCAUACAAAAAAUAGUGUUAGUUCUCCAAAUUUGAAUGGCGAGUUUCGUGAAGUUGGUGUUGAUGUGAACAUACCAAAUCCUUCUGCUCAAAUAAAUGUUCCCAAAGUUAGACUAAGUACAGAUGAGAAUAAAUUUUCAAGAGAAACAUUUAAAAUAAGGUCAUCAUCUGUAUCUGACCUUGAUGAUGCAACUGCACAGGGAAAAUACAAUGCUAAUUUACAAGCAAAAUCUUCCAGCACAAUGAAUGUCAAUGCCGAUUCCAUGAGUAAAAAAAGUAAGUUCAAAUUCUCAAAAUUAUUCAAUUUUAAUCAUAAAUCAAAGGGAUCAGUUGAUUUCACAAAGGCCAGGGAAGCAAAUUCUUCUGGGAGAUUUACAACAAAAUCUAUAUUCCCAGAGCUUGAGUUUUCUGUGUCUGAUAACUGAAGGUAAUGAUUAUUAAAGCAUGGUUGAUUUCAGUAACAGGUAUAUAAUCCUUUUAAUUCAGCCUCAGCAAAAGAAAUCAUCUUUGAUGUAUUGUAUUCAGCCAGACUUAAUAAAAAGCAGGAACAUUAUUAAAUUCAGAAUAGCAGUAAAUUAGGCUACUCUGGAAUACUGACUUUUUCAUGGAUCCACAUUCAAAGUCUGCAGCAGACAUAGUGAUUCAGCUGCUAGAGCUGCUUCCUCACAGCAAUAAUGAGCCUGAGCCAGUCAUAACCUUGCACUGUUUAGAAAUUGCAACCUUUCCCUGUGACCACGUUUUCCUCUGGGUUGACCAGGUUUCCUCCUACAUGCAGGCUGGCAGGUUAAUUGGCUACUCUCUGUUUUCUCUCGUGUAGACUAGUGAGUUGAUGAGAAUGCAGGGAGAAUAAAAUGGAAGCUCUGUGCUAUUUUGGUGGGCCAAACCGUCCUCUUCAAUGACUAAUUCUAGCUUUUUGAUGUGCUAGAGUAUGGGACUUGCAUGAAAUGAAGUUUAAUAAAUGAACCUAAGCAUAAAGGUAACUUUCUGGAAGAAUACUUCGCGCAAAAAGAUUGCUUCUGGAAUCAUACUGAUUGCCUACUUCCAACCUUAUUUUUUGAGAUUAGGCCUUUUUCAGUCUUUUCUUUUCCCUUGGAUCCUUGGCUUAUUCUAACUGUUACCUUUCCUUUUGUGAUAGAUAUGUAGAUCCCCCUGAAAAACAUGCAGACUCCAAACAGAUGUGUCAUAGACUCCUUCAAAGGAUGCUAAAUAUCCAUCAGAAUAAAACUUUGGCAAAAAAUUUUUAAAAACUAAAACCACAAAACAAUCAAAUCAAUUCUGACAUUCUUUGAAGGUGAUACUUCUAAAUUAGGAUCCUGCUUAAAAACAUACUUCAAUUUUCACAGACUCCUAAAAAUCUGCAAGUUAUUUUAGUGACAUGAUAAAGUCUAAAAUUAUAUAAUCACUUAUUUGUCAAUCUUGCGCAAAACUUCAUUCAUCAAACUUAUAUGUAAUACAAAUGACCAUACUAGGUGAUAUAUGGAAUAAGCUAAAGAUAUCUGUUUAAAAUAUUUAAGUAUAUACAGUAUAUAUUAGAGAGAGAGAGAGAAAGAGCGUGAUCAGGAUUGUACAGCGUUUUCUUAAUUCUUCAAUAUCAAAUUUGAUGUAUAAAAUAGUUUCUUUAAAGUUUUGAAAAUGUAAACUUUGAAAUAUAUUAAAUAUUUCUUGAAAUGUCAGUCCUAUGUGUUAAAUGUUAUUGCUUUAUUCUAAAGUAAAAGACUCCAUUUUUAUUGAAGUAACCAUGUAAUAAUGAUAUUUAUGGGAAUAUUAUAUCAACUGCGUGUGGGAUAAUUAGCUUUAAAUUGGUCUCUUUGAUGAUCAAAUUUUGCAACUCAGUUUUAAUAUGUUGCCAGCACUUUAUCUGUACAUUCUUAAAUGGAUAA
Mobula hypostoma (lesser devil ray) is the source of this 9895-nucleotide messenger RNA. RefSeq names its product neuroblast differentiation-associated protein AHNAK. Gene Ontology annotation, molecular function: protein binding. Gene Ontology annotation, cellular component: cytoplasm; nucleus. The coding region runs from base 863 to 8440 and encodes 2525 amino acids. Gene Ontology annotation, biological process: regulation of RNA splicing. Lineage: Eukaryota; Metazoa; Chordata; Chondrichthyes; Myliobatiformes; Myliobatidae. The record is from RefSeq and is a predicted model, not a curated record. The transcript has 6 exons.